Betta splendens (Siamese fighting fish) is the source of this 5474-nucleotide messenger RNA. RefSeq names its product glycerophosphodiester phosphodiesterase domain containing 5a (gene gdpd5a). Gene Ontology annotation, biological process: positive regulation of neuron differentiation; lipid metabolic process. Gene Ontology annotation, cellular component: plasma membrane. Gene Ontology annotation, molecular function: glycerophosphodiester phosphodiesterase activity. Lineage: Eukaryota; Metazoa; Chordata; Actinopteri; Anabantiformes; Osphronemidae. Bases 3020 to 4807 code for a protein of 595 amino acids. The record is from RefSeq and is a predicted model, not a curated record. The transcript is spliced from 17 exons.
AACGGGACAAAACCCAAAGCUUCAAGUCCGACAGCUCAACAAAUAUGUCUGAUUGUCAGAUUGUCAACAAUGCACCUCGGUCAACUUUUGAAUCAUUGUCAUCUUUUUAAUCUUGUCAUCAUUUCACCUUGGUCACCUUUAUACUUGUCUAAAUCUCAGGUUGCAUGUUUUCCCAAGAAUGCUUAAUUCUGUCCUUCAUUAGGUCAUGCGUAUCCUCCCCCCUGGAUGGGAGUCACUCUGUGGACAUGGAGAAGUGGAGCAGGCACCAGGAAGUUAAAGAAUGAGCGGAUGCGUGUCUGGUGUGACACUGCAUGCAUCGUUGUCAUUUACUGUGUUGUACUGUAUCUAAACAAAACAUUGUCUGGGUGUGGCAUAGGGAGAUGUUGGUGUCAUUAACAUAAUAAUAAUAUGUUGUAAUGCAUUUUGGUUGUUUUUACACUGCUUACCUUUCUACCAACACGUUAUUGGUACAUAAGUCCUCUUUUGGCAGAAGCAGUAACUGUCACUGAAGCAAGUAAUUCCCAUGACCAGCAGAGGUAGUCAGAGAGCAGUGAACACAGAUGGAAGACUCACUUCUGCUGGUGUUACAACAACCAGUGGCAGGUUAUUCUCAUUGUUAGUAGAGCUAAGCACAUACUAGAAUUUUACAUUCAUGUUAUGUUACACUAGAAAUCCAGAUUUUGAAUUACCAUUAAUGAUGUUGUCUAAAAUGUCUCAUGGCUACACAUUUACAGGUGCACUGUCACAGAUCGAACUUCUAACAGAAGCUCUGGUAGAGUAGUGCAGAACUGCGAAUGUCAUGGAUUUAAGGAGUGUGACGUAAUUGUCCCAAGCCAAGGGUUAAUCUGUUGACUGCUCGGCUCAGAAUAGCUCUCGUUCAAGACGUCGCUCAUCUGCUGUGUCUUCUUUGCAGCUCUUGGUAACACAUGGCCUCAGUACAGUACAGUGAUGUGUCCAGCUGAUGUAACAGGCAUGUGUAGAAGAGCUGUGUGUGAGUAAGUGUGUGUUGACAAUGAAUAAUAUUUAAAUAGUAAUGCAGUCCUAUUUAUGUCUGGCCUAUUAUUAAUGUCUCAAAAUGUUUUAAAUUAAUCUAUUUUCCAAGUUAUAACAACUUAACUCUUACUUUAGUGCGAUUUGUUUUAUAACCACAAACCUUACUCGAACAACCAAACUCGUGCACGUUCCUGGGUGGAAAAUCUUCUUCUUAUGUACAGUAACUCUCUGCUGCUGUGAGAACUAUAAAUUCACAAAUGGAAAUGUAAUAACAUCAGAAAAUGGAUAGAAACUGAAAUACAGCUGCUUAUAGUGUUGGAAAGUGUAAUAGCAUUUAAUUAGUAAAAACUAAUUCCCAUUAAGGCACAUCCUCCUCCGUUAUAUGGAACGUGACCGUCUGAUGUUGUUAAGCCUUUGAGCUCAUGUUUCUUGGAAAGUCUUGUUCGCAGUGCACCAUCCUCAAACAUCCUCAUAACCUCUAAUGUUCUCACGCUUGCUCAGUUCCAAGAAGGGUAACUACACUAACAGCAGCAUGUCCCUGAAGGGACCAAAUCCAGCCCACCCUGCGUGAGGACUUCAGGCCUCCUACUGGGAGCCCUAAUUCACUUAUCUCAUUUUGAAUCAUUGUGGCUUCUUUACCCAACCAAGCCAAAACUCAGAUAAAUGCUUCUCUAAACCAGUUGUCCGGCUAGGUUGUGUACUUUUUGUGUGUUUCAUUUGUGUUUCAUGGCCUGCUUAGGCUUCACCUGGAAGCCAUGUGUCACGCUAUUGGAAAUUAGUUAAAUUUAACUAUUUGAUAAUAGAAUAAUACAAUACUGACAUCAAUACAUAUUGUAGCUGACUCCAUUUUAAUUUGUUUUUGAAUUUUUGAGAAGUAGACAGACAAUUUUAGGACUAUGCUACAGAACAGAAAGUGACAGAAGUAGUUUUACAAUUGUUUGUAUGUGUAAAUUAUAUGAUUUAUUUAUGUCUAUUGUAUUUAAACUUUAAACAAGGUGAGGUAGUAUUAAGCAGAACCCUGAAGGAACAUUGAUGUACCAAUUCGAGGAAGAGGAGUUAUUAAAGGUCAAAUUUCUGGUAUUGUUGUGAAUUGAACUUACUUACUGUACGAUAGUUUAUUGAUGGAUAACUACAAAACCAUACAGUAAAGGUAUUUGAUAUUUGCUGUGGUAGUAGUCGAGGUAGUACUAAGCAGAACUGUGAAGGAAUGGUGAUGUACCAAUUUGAAAGAAGUCAUUUUAUUCAAAUCCAAGUUUUAGAAUAGAGGCCAAUUCCCUUUUUAUAUUUUCCAUCAGUAAAUAUUUUUUUAAACAUUCACUCUAAAUUCCAUAAUUUCUUACAUUUGCUUCGUCUCCUUACGAAAUUAAUCCUAAUAUCGCCUCAGUUGCUCAUUAGAAUGAGUGAGUCCGCUCUUCUCGGUGAUCGCAACUCGGUUACCGUAACUAUCCCACGAAUCGCGCACCUCGAAUAUAGCGACGGCUCAUUUGAUCACGGAAACGCAAACAGUGGCUCCUUUGACCGCGGUAUUAUGCACGCUCUAAAAAAUAUCCUUCCUCAACUCACGUUGUCUAAACCCUGCAAAGACUAGAUAUUUUGUGCAGUGUGGGCCACGGCUCCACCCACGCCUCCGACGGUACGGAUUACAGUUUCUAACUCUGCCGUGUGAGCAGUAAAGAUGCGUUUAUAUUAAGAAGACUCGUUGUUUUCUUGUUUCAUUCAGUGAAAUGUCCCUUACUCGCUGCGCCGGUACUGCGUUAAACGUGCGUAAAAAGCGGUGUUAGUGAGCGCAAAACCAGUCUGUUGUGCGCCUCCUCGUUCCCUCACACUGGCCGAAAGCUACUUUAUAGAUAUGAAUCCGUAAAGUCUAACAGAGAAGAGACAGCAUGUCAGCGACGGUGGAAAUAAGAGAUUAACGAGAAACUCCAGGCGUUCGGUGUUGUGGGAUAAAACGCGCUACCGUGGAGGUAAAGCUCCCAGUCCUAUGUGGGAUGUUAAUGAAAUGGUGGUGCAUUGGCGCUGAAGGAGCAUGGUGAAACACCAACCCUUACAGGUCUACGAGAAGCAGGUCUUUGUGUCCUUUGUCACUGGGAUCUAUGGUUGCCGCUGGAAACGUUACCAGCGUUCCCAAGACAAUAGCUCCAGGUGGGAGUGUACGUGGUUCCUCAUCUUGUGUAGCUCCUUCCUUCUGCUUCUCUUCUGGGCCUACUUUUGGUUGGUGGCGCAGAAUGACUUUAAUGAAUUCAACUGGUCAGUGUACAAUCGCUCUGGAGAAUGGCGAGAUGAGACAGUUCCGCUCCUCGCGUCCACCACCGUAGGGUUCAGCUACAUCACAUUUCUACUGAUCUUAGCGCUCUUCCAUAUCUCCCUGGGCCAGCAGCUGAACCUCUACUGGGUUCACAAGAUCGGCGUGUUGGCUGCGUUGCUCACCACCGUCUCUGGUGUGGUUUCUGUUGAUGACAUUUGGGGAGAUGAGUGGGACAUCAUGCUUGUAUCGCUGCAGGCCACAGCACCUUUCCUACACCUUGGAGUCUUGCUGUCAGUCACUGCUGUCAGCUGGUUGGUAGCUGGAUAUGUGGUCCACAAAGAGAGAACCAAUUUCCAGGUGAUGGUGUUGUUGGUGUACGUCAUCAUCCUUAUUGCCGUGUAUUUGGCACCACUCAUGUUUACCUGCCCCUGCAUCAUGGACCAGCAUCGCCUCAAGCCUCGACCAGACAUCAUUGGUCAACGUGGAGCUCCGAUGCUGGCUCCAGAAAAUACCCUGAUUUCUUUCAACAGGGCUCUGCAGCACGGAGUCGACUCCCUGGAGGCCGAUGUCACUAUCAGUGUGGACGGGGUUCCCUUCCUCAUGAGAGACCGCACACUGAGGCGAACCACAGAUGUUGGUAAAGUCUUUCCAGCCAGACAGUUUGAAGACGCAUCUCUCUUCAACUGGACAGAGAUUCGCUCUCUAAAUGCAGGCCAGUGGUUUUUAGAGAAUGACCCAUACUGGACAGUGGAGACCCUCACAGUCAGGGACCGGAGCAGAAUAGGCAACCAGACAGUUUGCAGUUUGCUGGAGCUGCUGCGUUUGGCAGCCAGGGCCAACAGCUCGACGCUGCUGAACAUCCGCAAACCUCCGCCAGAACACCCGCGCUACCGGAGCUGGUUCAUGGACACACUGUGGGCCGUGCAGAAAGCAGGGAUCUCACAGAAGCGGGUGACGUGGACCCCUGACACAGAUAGGGGGAGGGUGCGAGGGCUGCAGCAGGCCGCGAAUGAGAAGCUGUCAGUGGACGAGAUAAGGGCGAGGGGAAUUACGAGCCUGACCCUCCACUACAGCAAGGCCAGCCACAAAGACAUACAGGAGUAUCUGGCCAACAACGUGAGUGUGACUGUCUACCCAGUGAAUGAGCCCUGGCUCUUCUCCAUUCUUUGGUGUAGUGGGGUGCCUUCUGUGUCCUCCAAUGCCCCACAAGUCCUCCAAAAGGUGCCUUACCCCAUCUGGCUCAUGAGCCAGAACGCCUACAACUUCAUCUGGAUCACUUCGGAUCUGGUGUCCCUAGCUAUAGUGACUGGGAUCUUCUGUUUUCAAAACUAUCAUAUGAUCAGACUGUGUCUGUACUGUAACAGGUGGAGGAUAAACGGGAUGCAUAACUGUAACCCAGAACAGAUUAUGCUGAGUGCUGUAGCACAGCGGUCAAGCCGGGAUGUCAACAUCAUGAAGGAGAAGCUCAUAUUUUCAGACUUGAAUAAUGGAGUCAACAGCACAGAGGAGCUUUCUCUGUAUCCGGAGAAUGGCUACGCCAGAUACUCUCAUGGAGGCCUCAGUCGCUGAGCAGAGGGCACAGCCACAACUGGGCAAAACACAGUAGAUGUCAGUUCAUUUCUUCAACUUGGACCUUAUUAUGAAUGCAGAUGCAGUAAGUGAUGGAAGCACAGAAACCAAACAAGGCUGAACAUCUUCAAAGUGAAUUUUAACGUAUCAAUUCAAUGGAACUCCAUGUCUGACAAUGUUACAUGAUAGAUAAAGUCUGGUUUAUUUGCUUAAACCUUGUAGACACACCUCCAGUAUUUGAACUAGCAAAGCUGUACUAUUACUUUUAUUUUAUGAUUUUAUUAAUGUUCUGUAUUAUUCACAAUGUGAUGAUGUUUUUAUUUUUCCUUCAUCAAUAAUGAUUUGAACAUGAAUUGUAUUCUCAUCAUGACAUGCGUUUUUGUAUGACAGACUGUUUAGGCUGCUGUGCGCUUCGGUGCAGUGUGACGGGGUGAGGGUUAUUCUUUGUGCUUGUUGUCUUCUAAUCUUCUAUUCUGCCUCACGUCAUGCCAUGAUGGAUUUCCUGCAUACCGUAGUUGUAGCAAAGGUUAAAACUUUCACAUGGCUGCCUUUUUGUUAAAUGCAUAUGGACUGUUAGCAGGUUUGUCUUCAUAGUUUCAUAGAUGAAAAACAUAGAUCAGGCUACAACCACAGCUGCAGAUCACAAAUAAAAAGGAUCUCUGACAAA